UGCGCAACGGGUUCUUUGUUGAACUGCUGUGUUACCAGUACAGGCAUAUUUUAAUUUGGCCUGUAUGAUGCUCAAUAGCAUACCCUAAUGGAUUAUGUCUUGUAUGUAUUAGAUUCCGGGGGAUUGUACAAGAUUCACAGAUAAUAAUGAAUAUUAUUGAUGUUUUAUAUUGAUGUUUAUUUACCACAUGAAACGUUCUCUCUCUUUGCUCCAAUUUCUUCUUUUAUUCCACACAAAGCAGAGUUACAGCUGUAGCUAUUAUUCAAAACAUCCCAUUCAAACAUCAUUGACUGGCCGCACCAACAACAAUGGCAUUGACGCUUCAAUCAAAUUUCAUCUGCCUCUUAUUGUCCUGCAUCUUUGUAUCUGCUUCAGUUACCACGCCUCCCUGUUUUGGCUCUUUAUCAUGUCUUUGCUCUUCAUCGCUUCAGAUACUUGAGAUAUUGAUUGCCAAACAGCUUAACACAAAGACGAUGCCCCUUUCUCUAUAACAAUGGACACAGCCCCCCG
Molecule: messenger RNA, 510 nt
Organism: Aspergillus versicolor CBS 583.65
Lineage: Eukaryota; Fungi; Ascomycota; Eurotiomycetes; Eurotiales; Aspergillaceae
Exons: 1
Coding region: 173-439 (88 amino acids)
Source: RefSeq, a predicted model, not a curated record